AUGGCGUACGUUGACCUCAGCCGGCGAGACAUUAAUGUUCUCGAGAAGAUCAAGGAUCCAGAAUUCGAUCCGUCGCUCUUGGUCCAAGUCGAUCCGUCCCUUCCCAAGGACCCGCACAUUUCCGACCCCAAUGAUUACCAGAAGGUAGCCCAGCAAGAACGCGAUAUCAUCAUGUCCAUCCAGAAGCUCGAGAUGCAGCAGGCGCAGCACAAGUCCAGUGGGGCGACAAAUACCGACAUUGCCGGGGGGUAUCGCGAUUGCGUCUCCAAGCUCGGCCAGCUUAUCCAGCAUCACCCGCAAUAUGCGAGCGCCCGCAACAACAGGGCACAAGCCUUGAGGCGGCUGUACGGAGACUUGAUCCUUGUUGCGGGUGCGCCGGCAAGUUCGCAGGCACUAGUUCAAGAGGUCGACGACACCGAGCGGUUAGAGACGGGCAAGACGAUGCUGUGUGACCUCGACCAUGCCAUCUCGCUUCUCACCCCGAAGGUUGCAUACUCCAGACUAUCUCCACAGGCCGCGAGGGCCUUAUCCAAUGCCCACACCCAGCGCGCCGCCCUGUAUCUUAUGACGUCCAAACUACUCGAAUCGAAAUCGGCUUCGGUACACGCGGACAGGCCAGAGGCUGGCUGGUCGAAAUUGGAGUUCGAGGAGCACGCGUCGCGGGAUUUCGCUAUGGGCGGUAGAUACGGGAAUGAGAUCGCAAAGGGCUUGGCCGUAAGCACGAACCCGACAGCGAAGCUUUGCGGGCAGAUGGUGCGGGAGGCGAUGAAGAAGGAGUACGGGCCGGGUUUGGCAUGA
Messenger RNA from Chaetomium fimeti, 798 nucleotides. RefSeq lists its product as uncharacterized. The record is from RefSeq and is a predicted model, not a curated record. Gene Ontology annotation, biological process: cilium assembly. The transcript has a single exon. Bases 1 to 798 code for a protein of 265 amino acids. NCBI's taxonomy places the organism in Eukaryota, Fungi, Ascomycota, Sordariomycetes, Sordariales, Chaetomiaceae.